AUGACUGCCAAGCAUCGGAGAGGAAAGAACAACCACAAACAUGAAGAUAACUUUUUCAAAAACGAUAUCACGGAGACAGAAGUGCGCUCAGGAGCGACAAACUACGCUCUCCUUUUGGUUUUGUUUCUCAUGAUUGUAAUUGGCGGUGCAAUUGGCGCAUGGUUCUGUUUCCAGCAGCACCAAACUUUAACCUACUUAACAGACAAUCUCAUGGGUAUGCAGAUGAAAAUAGUGAAGCUGCAGGCCUCCCAUGAAGAUUUGCGACAGUCAAGCAGCAAGGUAAGGCAUUUAAACUCAACUCACACUGCCUUUUUUCUCAGCCAAGGCGUGAUCAGACAUAUGAGUUUGCAGCAGGAACCGCAAGAGACGCCCCCUUUACGUGGCCUGUAACCUUUUACUCAAGAUCCCUUUAACUUCCCCCCCUAGGCUAUAACACUUUGAGGAAAAAAGUGAAGGCCUCACCUCAUGCACACGUCCACGUUGCCACCUACAAGUAAGGAAAGUUAGGAGCUGCAGGCCUCUAUCAGAUUUCAAAAUGCCAAGAGCCUCACUGGAGUGAGCACAAAACGCUGCUAUUUCUAACAUCCACACAGCUGCUGGAGCUUGUAAUGAGGAUUAUUCUUAAACUUGCUCCAACAGAGGCGCUUAAUUUAUCAUCACACCAAAAUAAUUCAGCAUAAAGAGCGAUAAAAGUUCUCUUGGAAAUAGUUUGUGUUAUAAUUUCAGUGGAAAACACGCUGCCAGGGCUGUGUGGAGGAUGCUGCCAAAAUAAUAAUACACAAGACAGAAGUGUGCCAAGGCUAAAUUUAGUCUGAGAUUUUGAUACCUAACACUAGUUCAGAGGUUGUUUUCAGGCUACGGAAAGUUGAGAAAACAGAUAUACUUGUUCCAUGUGUAUUUUCUGCAAUGACACAAAACUUUAAAGGUAUUACUCUUGACUGUUCGGAAACUGUUAAAAGUUUCCUGGCUGAAGUGAAGCUAUUGUGUCAGUGCAAAUUGAGGUUCACAGCUGCCUCUAGCAACAUUUUCUCUACCUGUGAAGCCCACAUAUUUCAGCUAUCUCUAAAUUGCUCCAGGCCGCCCCUAGGUAGACAAACUGGAUUUUUAAACUACAAGUCCAAAACGAAAACUAAAAAAUCCUCUCAUCUCACUUCCUCUUUUAAUACAACUCAUUCACCUACAAUUCUUUUGCAUGUGAGCGGCCCUGCUAGCUCAGUCUUGUUAGAGAAAUAUUUCCUGUUCGAGCUGUACUCUCGUAAACCCGCCUCUCCAGUUGCCAAAGUUUUACUAGUUGGUUAACUACCCCUGAGUUUGGCUCCUGAUAGACACACACAAAAUAAUAGUCAAAUGCUUACUUAAGCAAAAUCUGUUUGUUUUAGUGUAACGUUUGGUUGGGAAGACAUAUUUGCAUAAGAUAAACUACACUCGCAUCAUAAGAGGUGUUAAGUAGUUAAAGGAUCCAGGACCACAAUGGGAGAGAUUGACAAAUAUUUGUGUAGAUACUACAAUAAUGAUUGUCAUUAAAUCACAUCAUUAGAGGAAGCUUUACUCGACUAAUAUUUAUUGUUUGGCAUCAUGGAGAAGAAAUGUAACCAGAGACGAUCAGAUUUGGUCAUUUAAGCGUCAGAAAUGUAGAAAAAAUAAAAGUAUAAAAUGAUUUAAGAGACUUUAAACUCCAGCGCAAUGAGAGAAGUGCUUCUAGUGACCCAUUUGAUUCUCAUCCCGACUGUUUCUCUUGUUUCUGCAGCCCUUCUCAGAGAGUCUGGAGACCCGCCUGAUCGCCCUCGAGGAGUCUUAUGCACUGGCCCAGAAACAGGUGGGCAUGGCCUUGGCGACCGCCGAACAGCUCAGGACGUCCGACCUCCCCGCUCAGGUACUGUCACUCCACACCGAGAUGAAAACCCGCCUGGCUGAGAUGCAGCAAGCCACCGUGUCUCUGGAGCAGCUGAGCCAGCUUCAGAGCAUGCUGAAGGGGAAGAGCGACGAGUUCGACGGCGUGAAGGUCCAGGUGGACGGCCUGGCGAAGCUGAACACCGAUCUGUCCGAGAAGGUUGAGGUCCUGAUGGGAAGCCUGGGGGAGGCCGAAUCAAAGCUGGAGGAGAGAGCGGAACAGGUGGGAACACUCAGCGCCACCCUGGAUGAACAGUCGGCAGAGGUGCUCAGACUGAAGACGCAGCUCGCAACCUAUGAGGCUCAGCUAGAGGCCAGCACACAGGAGAUGGCCACAGUCAGGUAGGUGGUGGAAAAAGCGGCAGCUUUGUCUGUGAAGGAAAAUAGCUCCCCUCCUUUGACCCAUAACUUUAUGUUGACUUAGUCAAAGCCUCUUGGCUGCCACUGUCUCUGUGUUACUCUGCAUGGCCGUUGGUAGGCCUCAUAUUCGUGUUGGAAGAUCACCCUGAUCUGUGCAAACACUUCUUUUGUUUUGGUGAUAUUUGUAGUUACCUUUUGUAUUUGAGUUGGCAUCCUGUUCAGGCUUAUGUCAGCUUUCAAAUGUGGUUCACAGGCUGAUAUUGCAUGCAAGGCUUAAGAAAGCAAAUUAAUGAAAGGCACGGAGUGUAGGAGCAGAGUAAGUAUGUAUAAACUAUUUUAGAAUCAGCUUUUUCUGUCAACAGAAGGAGUUGGUCCCAAUCUUUGCCUCCUUUUUGCUUGAAUAGACAAACUCUUAAGGGCAAAAUGGGAUUUUUUAAAAUGUUGUCCAAAAAGUAGAGAGUGGUUGUUGCUGUGCCAAAGAAUUGGUAGAAGUAAAUGUUUCUGAACAUUAAAAUUUGACAAGUGCAGGUUCAUACUUAUUAUAAAUCACAGGGGCGUCUUGUCCUUGUGAGCUUCCAUCACUUCUGGUUAAUCACCUGUAGGAGGGAUGAGCAAAGGUGCAUUGGUGUCAGCAGCUUCAUGCUGCUUUGAAAUCAAUAGCAUUUUGAAUCACACACACUUCUUUUUGAAAUAAAUAAACAUCAUUUUGAAGAAUAAAGAAACUCACUUCGAUCGUCUUGUCUUUCAGAGAGCUGCUCGAGAGCGAAAAGUCCCAGCAGCUGCAGCAGGCCAGCGUGGAGGAGCAGCUCAAUACGGUACGUCAGAGUCUGCAGGAUCAGAACUUAGCUGCCCACAGUCUGCACUCUGGACUCAGGGCUCAGCUGGAGAUCAUACAGAAGCAGGUUACCCAGGUAUCGGACACACGAGCCAGACAGCACUGGACUGACUUACGAUGUUAUCCCUCUUUAUUUGAUAAUCAAGUUGAAUUUAAAUGAGGCGAGAAAUAACAAGACUAAAUCAGAUAUUAGGUUGCAGCAUGAAGCAGUUUGAGAAGCAGUUGUGUGUUAUUUGUAUGUGAUCUUGCAUUGGUGCUCAUACAAAAUCCAUCUGCACACAUAGUCUGGUUACUAUUUCUGUUCCCUGCUUGCCCACAGGGACCUAUAAUACAAUUUUAUCUCAUUAAAUUAAAGGAGCUAAUUGCCUGGCAUGGAUUCUCUGGUGGAUUUGCAUCCUCUCUCUUACAUUCAUCCAGCAAAGAUGCCUGUCGUCACCUUUGUCAGAUAAGAAAUCUGUAAAAUGAUUAGUCCACCAUGAACUUAUCUUUAUUGUUUUAUUGCUUGCCUUGUCUUAGAUGGUGGAAGAAACUCCUGCAGAGCCCGAGGAUAAAACAGAGGAAGAAACCGCUCCAGUAGCUGAUGAAGUAACCGAAGAAGCAGUAAAAGAAGAGGCACUUCCAGCUGAUCAAAACACUCCUUCAGAGGAGGUUGAGGCAGAAGAGGUAGCAGAGGCAGAUGAAGGGGCAGAGGCAGCUGCACAGGAUGAAGCUCCUGUCGAGCAGGAGGACUCUGUGACAGAUGAGACAGCUCCUUCUGAGGAGGUGGAGGCGGCGGCGGAGGAUCAGACCGGCUCUGUAUCAGAAAAGGAGGAAGAGGAUACGAUACAGGCAGAAGAAGAAGAGGUUCAGGAAGAGGUAACAGCAGAAGAGGAGAACGUUAGUGAAGGGGAGGAAGUGUUUGAAGAGGAAGAGGAGCAGGAUGUAGCAGCUGAGGAUGAAGAAGAGGAUGCAGUAGAAGAAAAUAAUGAUCUACCACAGGAUAACUGUAAGUAGGAAUAUAUUAAAAAUCACUUACAUUUUCUGAAUACAAUUGCUUCACUAACAUAACGCACUCAGCCUAAUAUAUCUUCUAUUGUUUUACAGAGCCCAUGGAUUCUAUUCUGCACAUCUCCAGCAAGCUAAAUGGGAACUUUCUCAGUCUACGGAUACACUCUACACUUUGACAAAUGCUUAAGGGAGGCGCUAUCGAUCGCUGAUGUUGUUUAGGCGCAGUAUUCACUAUGUGGUUGCUCUUUUUGAAAGGCAGAAGAAAAUUGGUUACUAAGCUGAAGUCUUUACCUCAAAAUAGAAAGAUGGCUAUUGUGUAUGAAAAUGAGUACUCCAGGAUUUCAGGACUCCCAAUAACAACCCCAGAAGCCUUAAUCCAGAAAACGUCUUUCUGCAGAGCCUUUUUUUCACUCUUCAUAUGUCUGUACGAAACUGGAAAAAACAAGAGCCAAGGACAUCACAAGAAGCCCACGCCUACACUGUUUUUUCAAUGCACUUGAAGCCAUAAGUAAUGCCUGUUUCUUGGUGAUAUUAAAAUAUGUUUCUUUGUACCACUGCCUGAAAUGCAUUCUUAGAGGGAAAAAAAACGGUUGCUGUAACUUAACGUACCCCAGUUGUUUACACUGGCUGUACUGCCAACUGAAGAGCUCGCAAAAAGAAACAAAAGCAUCUAUCGUGAGAUAAGCAAGAAAGAUUCCUGAAUGUAUAAGACAAACUGUAGUUGAUAGUACUUUUUUAUUUACUUUUCUAAGUACUUACUGUGGUUCAGUGCUUAAAAAAAAUGAAUGUUUGGUUGAUUAAGUUUGGCUCGUUGUGUUUUUUGCACUCACUACAGAUGUGAUUUGUUGUAGAUCUCUACCAAGGAUAUAUUUCUAGGCAUCAUUCUGUUAAUUAUCAAACCUCGGCGACAAUAACAGCUGUUCUAUGCAUUACUUUGAAUACCUAUAAUAAUUAUGGAAAAGAAGCUUCAACAAGAGCUUUUUGAAACAUCUCAGGGAUUAAUAAUUCUUCAGAUGAACAGAAAAGUUCAAGCUAAACAGAUGGCCUAUGAAAGUCAUUUGCAUUCAAAACAACUAUUGAACCACCGUUAUAGCGCAACUAGGUGUGGCAAGCUAAAACAUACAGUCUAAAGAUAAGGUUAGUUUAAACAUAUCUUCGUUUAACGGUCAUGAAUAACGGAUAAAUUAAAAAUCAACCUCUAGAAUUUUUCUAUUUGAGAAUCUGGUGCAACAGCUUAAAUAAAGGAUUAAAUGCAAACAUAUCAACUAUAUAGAUUAGAUUAGAUAGGACUAUUAUUGAUCCUUUUGGGAAAGUUCCCUCAAGGUAAUUAGAUAUAUAUAUAUAAGGACUAUUUAAUGCUGCAGAGUCACGUCCCUGCUGCUGUGUUUUCCAGUGGGACGCUGGCCCCUAACAUGGUGGAAACCAUGCAAGGACUGUGAAAUGUGAAGGUGGAGCAAGGAAUUCUUGGCUCUUAUCUCUAUGGUCACCAGAUCUUGACCCUGCAGGGCAUGUCUUGGAGCAUAUGAGAUAAAAUAGCAAAAAGAUACAUAUCACAAGACUGCUUCACUGCGAGACAACAGAAACAUUUUCAACUCUUAAAACAAUCCUCUGCUUUACAGACUGUAAAGAGUUCAGAUUAGAGCAGAAAAUUGGCAUCUCUAAAAUGUUUGUUCAUGCUUGUAUGCUUUUCAUUUUUGCUUUUGAUUUUUUUUUAAAUAAACUGGUUUUUGACUUGAGCCUCUAUGAUUCUCUGUUUCUGUGGCGAACAUGAUUUACAACUAUUGCAGCAGCGAAAGAAGAAGCUGCCUCAUUUCCUCUGUAGCCAAUUUUAGCAUAAGAAGCUCUGUCAUACAGCAAAUGUACAUUGUGUAUGAAUACUUUGAAGCUGAGUAAAAAAACGUGACUCUAGCAUCUACUUUUCAAAUUGUGUAAGGUGCAUUUUACAAAGUGGCAGUUUUCAGCAAAAGAAAUCAGAGAAAUUUACUAAAACUUUUGCACCAGAGCUGUCCCAAGCCUCAAUGGGGCCCGAAGCAGAAUUUAAUUUUGGAGCCCUUUAUUUUUGCCAAUAAUAUUGAUUGUUGAUCAUUCACACACCUACUACAGUAUAAAUUUAAUGCGCCUGACAUGUCUUUACACAUUUAAGGGGGUGGCCUACGUAAUAACAUAAAUAAUACCAAUGCAACCAUACAAAUAAUACCAAUGAAUGAUGUUCAGGGUGCCACAUAUGGAUUUUAAUCUCAAAGUAUAAUACAAUCAGCAUGCUCAGUGCACAUUGCACAGCAGGAGGCACAUUUGACAUUUUGGCAGUAAGAAUCAUAGGCCUACAUCAGCAGCAGCACUGAAAUGUUUUUACUUUAUUUUAUUUUUACAAUAAUAUAUAUUUGAUCAUACAGAAAGCAUCACUCAAACAUGCAAAAAAUAAAAAAUAUUACAAUUUUUAAUUAUUUUUUCGAUUGCUCUUGGGGGCCCCCUACUGGCUGUGGGGCCCUAAGCAGAGGCUUAGUUUGCUUAUGCCUCACAGUGAGGGUCUGCAGCCAGAGGAGGAUAAAGAAGGUGGAGAGGGUCUGUAUUGAACUUUUGAAAAAGUAAUCUGAUUAUGUUAAAUCUGAAUGAUUGCAAAAAAGUAAUCUGAUACAUUUAAUCUGAUUGCUCCAGAAAAAGUAACUUAAUUAACUGCAAUGUGAGAACUUUGACUAUGUAAUCUGAUUCUAUACACAAUCUAAAUACUCACAUCAGAUCAGAAUAAUCUGAUUAGAUGUUGUUUGACUAUUUUGUCUGCUGGGACAUCUGUGCUGUCAUUUACUUUGCAGUUUACUCUCAGAGUUCAAAAUCUAUGUUUCCUUUUCUACGAGGAGAGAGUCAGAAUAUUUUAGCUCGCCCGACAAAGACAAGGCCAUCACACAGUAAAGCUCUAGACAGGACUCAAACCUUGAACCAACCCACUGUGACACUGAGUCAGCAGAUCUGAACAUCAAACCACAUCCCUGUCGUGUCUUGUUGUUGUUUAUUCUCUUUCCCUUGUGUGAUGGCGUUUUUUAAAGCUUGUUUCUGACAGCGAGGAGCAGGUCAAACCAUUCAAUCUUGAUAUUUUCGGAACAUAUUUUCCUUCUUUUUCUUCCCCUCUCUCUCUCUGUUCUUUUCCAGCAUCAGCCUCUUCCUGUAAUUUGUGGGCUAAACCUUUUUUUCCCAUUUUUCUCAGAUUCAUUAUUUGCUCUAUAAAUCCAGCUUUCUACUGGACUGAAGCACUUAUAGACCUGCUUACAUCCUGAGGUAGACAGAAGGUCUCCAUUGAUUAUUUUGUGCAUCACUCAGUUUAUAGACAGGAAGCCUCUCUCCUCCUCUUCCUCCCUAUCUCUCUCUCUCUCUCUCUCUCUCUCUCGCUCAGCACUCUCCUCUCUCACAGAGUCAUUGGGUCCAGCCUCUCCUCCCUCGCAUCACUGCUGCAGUGUCUCAGUGCCUCAGUCUUUGACCCUCAUCGGGGACCAUGCAGGCAUUUGUUCCCAGGUAAGUGUCAGACAGAUGAAGUCGUGCUGCUUUGCUCUAUUCCUAGUUCUUGUUUCUUCCUUUUUUUUCAACCUGACAAGUCUGUAGUUUGGCAAAGCUUCUGGUCCUGUUUGUGAUUUUAAUGUGGAGCAACUGUGCCCUGCUGAGAUGCUGUAGGCCCUGAAUGAACUAAUGUAAUGUGAGCUUGUUGCUCUGGGACUAAGAAAUGUGUUACUCUCUUGAUCUGCUCGAUUAGCCUCUUUAUGUACAUUGCUAAUUAUUAGCUGAAGGAUAUUAUUCCUUGUGACUGUUUUGGUUUAUUAAUUAUUAACCUUGUUAUAUUUUGUGGCUUAAGGAGAAGCGUUUUCCUGCAUGUGGGCGGCAAAUGUUGUUGCUUCCAAAGUGUGGGGGCAUAAAUCUAAACUUAAUAUCUCAUAAUUGUAAUUGUUGAAAUUAAUGCAUCAAUUUUCACGACAUCUGCAUCCCUCUCUUGUUUUCAGUUGAUUACUUUAGUGUGCCGUCUGCAGUUUCAGCUCAUAGAACUUUGCACAGUCAUGGGGUCCAUUUCCUCUGCUCCAAGCAUUAUAGAGAAGAGUGUGCGGCUAUCCAGCCAGCUAACUCUCAGAGAGGAUUCAGGGUGACUCUACAACAGAGAGAUCAAUACCAGUAAAAGCGUAGCAGAGGAGGGGGCCAGCUCUCUGGGUAAAACAUGAGCUUCUCCUCUGAUGCUUGCUCAGCUCUUUCAAUGUAAACCGCUGGUCUUAAUGUAGCGAUGUAGAAUCUCUGAACCUCUGCUUUAUUCAGCAGAACUACUUCAAAUUCAGAGGAUGAUGUUUAAAAAUGUAAAAGUACUGAACUUAGAAAAGUUAUUCUCUCAGCACAAAAUGGAAAACUUAGUAAACUUAAUAUAGAUGAAUUUUCUAACCCAUCUGGACAACUUUGCAAAUCUACAUUUAAAGCAUUAUUCGAAGAACUUUUAUCCCUUUGCUUUUAACCCAGCACAACUGUGGUCUCUGUUAUGUAGUUUACAGUAUUCUUAUGUGUUCACAGGGUUCCUACACAUUUCCAUACUUUUCCAUACCCUACUUUUUAGAAUUAUUUUAGGAAAUACCUACUUUUCUAUUUGUGAAGACAGUAUUUCAGAGCUGUGGUUAUAGUCUGGAAACAAAUAUUUUUAACAUAUUAUUUUUCAUUUUCCAUACUUUUUAAGACCUGGAAUUUGAUCAAAUUUAUUCCAUACUUUUCCAUACUAGCAUAGGAACCCUGCAAGCAAGAGAUUCAUGCAACAACCCAAACUGUGAAACCAAACUCUUUCACUCUCUAAUUUAACAUGCAAAAUUUGUCACCACUGUAUCUGACAAGCUGUCUUUUUCAUGUCAUUAAGGUGACAACAACCACUUAAUUGUAAGCAGGAACCCUGUAUUAAAAUGUUUCACAUAUACCACAUUUUUUCUGUCUUUAAAUUGGACUUAAAAGGACAAGCAAACCUUAACAUUUUCAUAAAAAAAGCUCUUAAAUUGAUUUUGUGGAUUAGAACAAAUAGGACACAUAGCUUUUCAACAAGUCUUGCAUAGAUGUAUUAAUUACAUUUUGCCAUCCACUGAGCCUGAAUUUUCCACUUAGGCUAAAAGGAAACUGACAGAAAGACUCUCACUAGCAUUUUUUGAAUAAACAAAGGGAUUGGUAUGACUAUUAAAGCUCCUGUGAGGAGUUUUUUAAAUCUAUGAAGUAGACUAAAAUUUACAUCUACUAUUUUUUAAAUGAUUAAAACUCAGUUCACCUCCUCUGUUAGUACCACACCUGCUGAAACUACAAUCACCAUAGAUUUGUAGUUGUUGUUCUUAGAGCAAAAAAGGCCCCUUAUUCAUAAGUUAUUGUUAAUUGACAAUAAAAUUGUCUAUUUGGGGUUCUUUCUUUUUGUCAAAGGGUCAUAAUAAAAACUAGAAAGAUUUAGAAAACUUAUGAAUCUAUGCUAAAUCAUAUUUUUCAGAGCAGUAACCAUAUACUACAGUAGUACAAAAUAUCCACCAUGUCAUUGGAUUUGGUUUUAUAUUUCUUUUAAGCAUUUUCUGUGACAAUGUCAUGUUGUAGACAAACUACUUACUUCAGGUGACUUCAAAUCUUUACAAUGACUUUUCUUCAUUAUGCAUCCGCCAUCGUCCCAGGUCAUAUCUGACCCCUGUGAGAGAUGAAGAGGCAGAGUCUCAAAGGAAAGCAAAAUCUCGCCAUGCCCGGCAGACCCGCAGGUCAACACAGGUAAAAACAAAAACAGAAAGACAAUCAGAAGUUCAGAUUUUAUUGGAUUGUGUGUUGAAAGCUUACGUGACUUGAAUAUCCCGCAGGGCGUCACUCUGACAGACCUGAAAGAGGCUCAGAAGACCUUCAGUCUGCCUCCUCAGGACAGGCAGGCAGCAGAAGGAGGGACUCUUGAUGAAAGAUCCUGUCUGAGGAAAAACUUUGCUGAAGACAGGAGAGUCAGAAUCGAUCUGGCAGAGUCAAUCGAGCAAACAGAGAUCAGUCGGAAGUGGAGCAAAGUGGAUGAGGUUAGCAGCAAACACUCGUGAAGAAAUCAGAUCAAAGCUGGUGAAGGAAUUUGUUUUCUGUUUAUCUGAGUUUGUAUUUAUCGUUUGCAUAUUUAGGAAGGAAACUUUGACACAAGACUAGAAACCCUCACUGAGUGCUCGGUUCCAAAUCUGUCAUAUCCCUCGACCGCUGAAUCCUGUGGCCUGACCUACUGCAACAGCUCCUACAGAGGUCAGUAUCCAUUAAAACCUUUUUAUGCUAAUGUUUGUGUGGUUAUCAUUCUUCAAAAUUGGCUCCACUGUCUCAUGUGUAUAGUCUAACUAACUUCACCGCUUUAUGAUCACAAAUCUUCCUCUCCUCCUGACCUAAUGACGCCCAAUCUGCUGUGUAAAUGUUAACACUUCCUUUUGCAACAGACUGUGCAGCACAUUUGAUGAAUGUAAGACAAUAGAGGAAAUACCAUUAUGCAUGUGAGAGCAUUAAAUUAACAAUAAAAGCAUGUACAGAUCAUAUCCAAUGUGUUUGCUAGAGGAAGUAAAUCACACCAAAUGUUUUCCUACUCAGGGACAUCACUUAUGUUUGGGGUCACUUGGGCUCCACAGGUAAGCUCUACCUGUGUUGGAUCUUAUAUAAAUGAUGUGGUACAGGGUCAGGCUGAAUAGAGACAUCAAUCGACACCAAUCACAAAUGCAUUUGUUUUGUAUUUCUGCUACAACCUCUCUUACAAAAUUAAGGAUUAAAAAUGGAGACUGAAACACACAAACACGACACAAUCUGUAAAAUGUAAAAAAAAAAAAAGAGAAAAUGCAACAAGAAAUAAAAAGGACUGAAGACCUCUGGCCAAUUUAGCUAAAACCUGUAACAACCUGGCUCAUCAAGUGGGAAGGGAAGCAACAUAAAAAACAGAUCUUUGAGUAUUAAGUGUUAUUUAUUGUAGAGAGGUGAAAUUGGAAAAUAAAAGAAAAGACUGAGGUGAGGAAAAGAGCAAGACAGUGCUGUUCAAAUCAACAAAUAAGGAACAUACAGUCUAUAAUAGGGGAGGGUGGGGUAAGUUGAGCCAAAGGGUAAGUUGAGCCACCCCCUGUUGCUUGGAAAUGGUAAAAGAAAUUGAUCAUGUGACCAAAUAUUUAGGAGAUGGGUAUCAAUUCACUUCUAACCUCGAGUCGACACAGAGACACUGCUCUUUCUAAAAAAAAAAAAACGGAAAUAAAACCCUGCGAACUCGGGUCCAACCCAACAAAAACUACAAAUGAACAACACCCCUAAUCUGGUGAGCUUGACAAGGAAAGAUCCUACGACUGAAAUGUAUAAAUUUCAGUUUUAAACCUGGAGAAAAUGAAUGAAAAUCUCCUGACCCGAGCGAAGGCAGUCCAGCUACUUCGUACUGAGCACUUCUCCCUGAUUGGCUAAGACUUCUGCGCUGCACCAAUCAGCUGUGUGCAUUAGAGGCUGUGACCUAGGGGACGCACCAAUCACGAGGCUGCGCUCACACAUUCCUGCCAUUCGCUUACAAAAAGAAAUUGAUAAAGGUCCACACAGGGGAAAGUGGUAUCGGCCAUAACAAACCCUCUAAACUAAAACUGAAAAUCAGCAUGAGAAGUAGUUUUCUCCAGCCCAAACUAAAGCAACCAAAUAGAAAAGCAAAACAAACUAUCUAAAGCAUGUUUGGAAAAGGACUCCAAGGGAGAGAUGCUCUUUCCUGCAUGGUGCUGAAGGUGGCACUACCUACCACUCUUUGAAGGGGGAGCAUUGUAACCUUUGUUUAAAAAUAAGAAGAUGAAGAGAGACAAGAAAUGCAGAGAGCAGGGUGAGGCAAAGGCUUGUGGACAGGAGUCAAAUCAGUGACUUCUACAGCAAGGACAUCAGCCUGAAUACAUAAGGUGCAUGCUGAUACCACCAGGCCUGCUCCCUCUCUUGAUCACCCCCUUCUAGCUGAACACUAAUAUGACUCAGAUGUGCAGCAGGCAGAAAGAGGAGGAAGGCAGAAAUGAGCUAUAAGUCACAACCAAAAAGCAGCAGCUGGAUUUUCAGAUUGAUCGUGAAAAUUAAGAUAUUGUCUCAUCAGCUUUCUACGUUUCUUGUCCGGUAGUAAUUACAAAAAACUAACAACAGCAUCAGUUUCAGCAGGUUCAUUUACAGCAGCACAGGGAACAGCUACAUCUGCACAUAUGUAGGUUAGCUUACGUUCUCAGCAGUUCAGCUUAAUUAAGUUUAAGCUUUAACAGCGAGGUCAAUUCAUAUAUUUCUGUUAACUAUUAAAGUUAACUGUCUUUAAGUUAAGCUAAAAAAAAGAUGUUUAUGGAAUUCAUACAAAGAACUAUUCACAACGUAGUGACAGGUUCAUAUUUACAUAUUUACAAGUAGAAAUUCUGUUUUCUCUGCAGCUGUUUGUGAGGGUGUGCAGAUUAUGCAUGAUGUGUUUUUUGAGGUUCAUUUACAUUUACUUUGAGUUCCUAGAUUCUGAUUGGUAAGUGCUGAGACAUGUGAUCAGGGUUGUCCAGGAUGUUAGGUUUUGUGGGGUUAUGUCUGAGUUCAUGAGAAGAUGGCUGAACAGUAAAAGUGCUGGUAAGAAAGUUAUCCGUCUCCAUCCUGCUGUUUCUUAUCAUUAGAAUUAUCCAACCACCUUACAUCGAACCUUCACGUUACAUAAGUAUCUUGAAGGGAAGUAAAAACCACAGCUGCACACAGACUCUUCUGCUUGUUAAAUAGUCUGUGUCCUAUUGCUGCAACAGUCUAAACUUGACAAUCACUUGUACACUACAUAUAACCUUGUUUUAAAUGAAUAAAACAAUACUAUAACUGUUGGGUGUUGUGUUAUAUGUUGUUUGUGAUGUUCAAAUGUACAUUUACAGACUCUGGGGUGACUCUAGUACAUUUUUAGUGAUAAACCUCCCUAGAUCAGGUUUAGUAAAAGUAAGAAAAGUGUCUUGUACCAGAAGGGAAUAAUGAGAGUUUAAAGGUGUAAGACAGAGGGCUCUGUGUCUGAUUUACUGUCCUGUCUUUAAUCAUUUUUAUGAGUGAUCAGAUCGAUUUUAACCUCCUUUGAUAUGCAGUUGGUGAGAGAUGGCGCAGAGACGAAAAUCAGAAUCCUAUUGAGGAAACAGCUGAGCUGACCUUUACCACCAAACAGAGACGACGCUGCUGUGCUGUUGACGGUCCAGACUCCAACACUUCAGAGGUAAGUGAAAGCAUCUGUAAUCAUCUCAACAAAGAUGAUGCUUGAUGAUGUUAUUUUCCUUUAUUACCACUAGAUGGAGCCAAAAGAUGCAGAUUUAACAUUUUUUAUACCUGGUUUCACCAAUAUUUACAGUUUACAUGAUUCAAAGUACUGAUUAGUACAAUUAGAUCGAGAGAAUAGUUUUAUACUUUUAGGAAGGUAAAUAACAUCCUCGCACAGUUUUUAUAAUAACAUAAGAAGUUAAAAAAAUGCCAUAUUUAUGACAAAAUCAUUCACAUAAAAGAUCUUUUACUGCUGGGAAUCCUCUGCCACCAUCAUUGCACCGUUCGGUAUUCAUUAGCAUCAUUGCUUCAUGUUCACAUCCUCCCCUCCUCGCCUAAAACCUUCAUAAUGCUUCAAAGGCAGCUGACUUCAGAUCUCUGAUGCAACAUUUCAAGAUGCUCAGCAAUCGUGGACGCAAAGCAUGUGUUCAGAUAUUCUUGAAAGUAGAAGUGCUGCUUAAUGUCUCGCAGAAAGACAGUCUGACCCCCUCCUUUUCUCCCUCUAAGUCGCUUUGCUUCUUCACAUCACAUGGCCGAGGUGUCUCAGCAUUCCAUACCUUAUUGGGCAAAAGUGAGACGCUCUCCGCUUGGUCUUAGCCUUGGAUUCGAGGGGAUUGACUUUCUUAUUCUCCUUCAUUCUCCACCUGUGUGCUGCAUGUGAAAAACCCUGACCCUGAUCCGCAUUGCUAAUUCCUCUUAGAGGGUACAACCUGGCAAUACAGACAGAGGAUAUUCUAUUUGUUUGUCUUUUUAAAAAAAGAGAUAAAAAUAGACAACACAGGGAGCAGGAAGCAGAGGUGACACCGGGAUGAUAAGGCAGCCGGGGGUGACUUUUACAAGAUUAUACCGUUCAGUAUGAAAGGAAAUUGGUUUCCCUGCAAGCCGACUCAAGGCCAUUGGUUCAGCUGUCCCCGGUGGUGGAAUCUGACACAGAGAUCUGUUAGUAACAUGAGAGUCUCUCAGCGUUACAGAGAGGACUAUAUCUGUCUGUGAUAAUCAUACCAAGCAGCCAGGUUUCAUCAGAAGCAUGACAGGCGGCCCAUCACUGCAGCCGACCUCUGCAUGACUCCAUGAUGAUCGGAGCAGAUUUUCCACGUUGAUUCUGAGCCAUGCAGGGAGAGACAGACAGGUGUAGACCAAGUCAGCUGCUACUUUUGAGAUGAAACUGAGAGAAUAGGACCAUUUUUUUAAAACUGCAUUGCUACUUUAUCCUGAAUAUGAUAUAUGAAAUGCAUAUGAGCCACACUUCAUGCAAAAUUCCUGUGAUUAAAGGAGUGAAGAUAAGACAGGGGAACUCCAGCGUGGAUCAACUCUCAAUAAAACUAAGUUUUAGCAUAUUUCACUGGCUGUGGCUCUUAUUAUCUGCAGAUUGUCUCUGUAGAACAAACUUAUUACAAAGCUGCUGGAUGUCUAAGAUGGUGAUUCUUAACAGUUUCAGAUUAUGGACCUUUCUUCAAGGUUCCUACACAGCUGGAAUUUCCAUACUUUUCUAAAACCUACUUUUCUAUUUUAGAAAAGAGUAUUUUAUAACUGUGGUAUUUAUUUUCAUUUUCCAUACUUUAUAAGACCUGGAAAUGGAUCAUAUUACUUCCAUACUUUCCCAUACUUUCCAUACUUGCGUAGGAACCCUGUUUUGGGUCAUAUCUUGAACUAAAAUCCCAAACUGUGUGCCACUGAUACAAAACAGAAUAUUCAAGAAACCAAAGCAUGGACAUAAUCCUUUGAGGACAAACCGCAUCACAGUUUGGAUGUUUCAUUGAAAGCCGCAUCAGCUCAUCCAAGUCUUUCAUUGCAUCAUAAAGUUUUGUUUCUUCCUGUUUGAUUCUUUUUCAUAUUUUCUCAAUCUCUCCUCAGAGUUUCCGUUAGAUUCCUCUCACCCUUAUCUUUCUUUUAUCUGUUUUGAGCUCAGAGCAAGGAUGAGGGAGUUUGGAAACAGCAAAGCGCUGCAAACCUCUCUAUAAAAGGAAGACGGCUGAGCUGGUUUGUGUGGGCCAUGAGCAGAAAGUAAGAGGGGCUGCAGAGUUUGUUUUAAAGGAGAAUUACAAUAUUCUUGGCAUUGGAAGUACUUCAUCUGUGCACCAAGGGUGAACAUAGCAAGAAACAGUCAGUCCAUGUAUGCUGGUUAUAUUUUUUGUUUAAAGCUCCUGUGAGAAACUCUUGGUUCGUGUUGUUUUUGGUGCCCCUUGUGGACAAAACUGUUGGUUUAAUCUCUUUGUUGAUUUUGUGAAGAAGAGUUUUUUUUAAGUCUCACCAUGCAGAUUUUUACUCUACUCAUUGACUCAGUAACACAUCACUGUAAUCCACUCCUAUUUACAGUAACCAGAAGUGUAUCAAGUUACUUUGUAAUCCAAUAAUCCUGAUUGAAUCGCAGAAAUUUAGGGACAAAAUUCCUUACAGGAGCUUUAACACCAAAUAGCUGAUGACUAAAUUACAUUCAUCAUUUGAUUUGUGAGGUGAAGUACUAUCCAGGGAGGAAGAAUACACACAAUUACUGUCAGUCAUUCAGGUGUGAGCUUUCUGCUUUAAAAUAGCAGCACUAUUUGUCCGUGUUUGAGGUAAUUAGAAAUGUGUGGGGAGUUAUGAUUUAUGUGCAGAAUGUAAAACUGAAAAAUUAAAUCUCACCUAAACAAACAAGACACCUCUACAGAAAGCCAGCUCACCCAGUGACCUGGGUUCAGCUCAUGUUAGCUUAGCAGACCGAGGAAGAGCCACUCUACUGAAACGGUCAAGCUCCAUAAAAGUAUCCCUGAAAAUUCCUCACAGGAGCUUUAAAGUAAAUACUUCUCAGAGCUUUUUGUUUUAAUUAAAGGUAUUAAUCUACCCAACAGCAGUCAGGUUUUGCCUAUUGAAUAAUACCCACAUAUCCUAAAAAAAUUCCAAAUUACUUCUUUGCAGUGACCAGUUAACAUGGACGAAAAAGUCUAGAUGAUGAAACGUCCAAUAGAAGUGUAGAUUUAAAAGGAAAAAAUACCAAUGUAGAUGCAAAUGGUAAGAAAAAAAAAAGAAAUAUUUAGUCUGACAAACAGCCAAGUACAGGGUUCCUACACAGUUGGAAUUUGCAUACUUUUCCAUACCCUACUUUUUUGUAUUAGUUUUGGAAAUACCUACUUUUCUAUUUCAGAAUAGUAUUUUAGAGUAUUUUAUAACUGUGAUAAUAUAGUCUGUUAACAUAAAUAUUUGUCCAUACUAUAUUUUCAUUUUUGCAUACUUUUUAAGACCUGGAAAUUGAUCAAAUUCCUUCUAUACUUUUCCAUACUUUCCAUCCUAGCAUAGGAACCCUGCAAGUAAGAGAUUCAUGCAACAACCCAAACUGUGAAAUCGAACUCUUUUACUCUCUAAUUUAACAUGCAAACUUUGUUACCACUGUACAAUCACUUCAUUGUGCUCCAGAAGAAAGUAAAUAAGCACAGUCCUCAAAAUCGUGUCUGUAAUGAGGUGGUGACUUGAUAAAAAGAUGUAUCUCUCAGAUUUUUGCAAACCUCAUUAAAGCUGUGUGAUGAGCCACGGGGCUAAAACAUGAAAUAGAUUCAACAUAAUUUGGUUCAGGGGGAACCUGGCACAAGUACUCUGUGUUAACACUCACUCUAACUGCACCCCUCUCCAUCACACUGCAGGGCGCGCACAGUUACUUGACACCUCUCGGUUGUUGAUGGCUCCUCAGGUAAUACGGCGUGUUGACCUUUCACAACACAAACCGCUGCAGCUCUUCCUCUCCUCUGUGGCUUUGUGCUCCACCUCCCCUUAUCCCCGUCCACAUCAGUGGACAAUUUUAGCCCUCGGUGCCGAGUGCUGCCAUAGCAGAGCCUCUGGCAGGCUGCCAGCGCUGAAGACAGGAGGGAGAGGAGAGGCAGAGGAGAGGGUACAGGGGGGAGGGGGACUGGAAGGGCGACCAAGCAGUGAAAGGAGAGAGAGAGAGAGUGCGAUGGAGAGAGAGUGUGUAUAA
Messenger RNA from Xyrichtys novacula (pearly razorfish), 17240 nucleotides. NCBI's taxonomy places the organism in Eukaryota, Metazoa, Chordata, Actinopteri, Labriformes, Labridae. The record is from the annotation of a GenBank genome assembly.